UGGAUCGCAGUCAUUAUUCGAUAUUGUUGCCUGGUGGACGUGAAAAAAAACCAGAGAACUAGCGCGUGAAUUAUAUGAUCGCGAGUUUCAACGGUGGAAAAAAUAAAACGGCGAAGAAGUGUUCUCUGAUCAAAGGAACCAGCGGGAAAGGGAUAACAAGUGUCAAAAAUUUGUAUCUCGGUAGCUUUGGAAAACAGAAUAUUUGCUUUGAACCGCGGGCAACAUUGCGAGUACAGUGGAAAUCAAUUAAUUAGAAGUUGUAUAAGCCGAUCAUGAGCAGUGUAUUAGUGAGAGUAGCUGUGAAAAUCUAGGAAAACUAAAACAAAACUCACCAAAAAGGAACCCGUACCAGAAGUGUAGCAACACGGUGGAGAUCUACAAUUCCACCGUAUACAUAAUUUCAGUCUAGUGCAAGCGCAGUGGUAUUCGUUGCCCUUCGGCGUUGAAUUUACAAACCAAACCGUCUGUGAGCAGUUUGUGUACUCAACCGUAUACUGAAUAAAUCACAUCAGCAGAUCACAACACAGUAAUAUGAUUCACGUGGAUGAAACGGACCCUCUCGGUGAUGUGGCACCACCAUUUCCUUAUCGUGAGGUGGAGAUCGAACGCGGAGUCGAUGCAAAACAGCUGUACGAGUUGAGUACCGAAAUCGGAAGAGGCAAAUUCGGAGUGGUGCACACAUGCAAAGAAAAAUCUACCGGAAUUCGGUUGGCUGCAAAAUUUAUCCAGAUUGUAAAGAAAGGCGAUCGGAAGAACAUCGAACGGGAAGUUCACAUGAUGAACGUUCUGCGGCACCCAAAAAUUGCUCAGCUGUAUGCAGCCUACGAGUUUGACCGAACUUUUUGUAUGGUGAUGGAGUUGGUUGAAGGUGGUGAACUAUUUGACCGCGUGCUGGACGAGAAGUUCAUCUUGACUGAACGGGCUUGCGCCAUCUUUAUGCGGCAGAUUUGCGAAGCGAUUGCCUACAUCCAUGAGAAUAACAUCGUUCAUUUGGAUUUGAAGCCGGAAAAUAUCCUUUGUCUCACGGAAAGCGGAAACCGGAUCAAAAUUAUCGACUUUGGUCUUGCUCGUGAGUAUGAUCCGGACAACAAGCUGCAGGUACUGUUCGGAACACCCGAGUUCGUAGCACCAGAAGUGGUGAAUUUCGAAGCGAUAUCGUUUGCGACGGACAUGUGGAGCGUUGGUGUCAUCGCCUAUGUACUAGUAUCCGGACUGUCUCCCUUCGCUGGCGAAGAUGACAUUCAAACUAUGGCCAACAUCACGAUAGGCCGAUAUGACUUUCUGGAUGAGUCAUUCGACAAUGUGUCCGAAGAAGCGAUAGAUUUCAUCAACCGUUGCUUGGUUAAAGAACAAAAGGAUAGAAUAACAGGCGAAGAAGCUCUAAAGCACAAAUGGAUCAAACGAAAACCGCAAUACUAUCCAACGAAUCACCGACCAUCGAUCACCACUUUUAAACCAGUCCUGCUUGAGAACAGUACCAAUCAUAAGAUCAAUGAUGGAAUUGACAAAGAAAAUCUGAAGGAUCUGGUAUCCAAGUGGAAUGAAAAUCCGAAUUCUCGCUACACCUUCGAUCAGGUGGCUGAGAACGUGAUCUCACCCAGUGGAGAAAUGAUUUCAAUUCAUCGAUCGAGUGUAGACGCUGGCGGACGAAGAGGCAGCUUAGCUCGAGGCGACGAAGAACCGUUGCUUCUGUCCCCAUCAUCAUCGACAUCCUGUUGCUCGUCAUCGCCACCACCCUCAUCGGAUGUGAGCGCUACUAACCUGGCAAAUAGUGAGAGUUUCAUCGCCACCCCUCCACCACAUCCUCUGGCCUUGCGUCCAGCACUAGUGCCAUUAGAAGUAGUUCCUAACACGAAUAGUAUUGGUACCCGAAUUGGCGUGAUCGGCAGCAGCAUCGAAAACACGACUACCACCAGCAGUAGUAACGAAAUUAGUGUUACCAGUACUAGUAAUAACAUUAACAAUAGUAGCUUUAACGAACGAUCGUCACCAAAACAGCCCGACCGGGUGUCACCAUCUGAUCAUUCUCGUCCAUCUUUCUCAGAUCAUUCACAGACACCGUCACUACACACGACUGAUCUGUCAGCGCCAAUUGGAAGCCCAUCUGCGGUGGAAGUGACGAUGAAACCUACUAAAGUAAAGGUAUGUGAUGAGUUACGAAAGCUAUCCGAUUUACUAAAAUUAUCUACUACCAUCACGCGAACGAAGGAGGAACCCUUGUCCGAAUCUAAUACUUCCCCACAGAACACGAUCACUACUCUGAACAAUGGAUCGAUCCCCGGUGAUGUGACCCCACUAAGUUCCACUCUCAAUACAGCCGAUCUGGACACGGAACUUGAGAGUCUCAAAUCCAAAGUGAAGGUGAUCAAAACAGCCAAAGCACAAAACAGUUUGGCUUCUAAGCAGCUGGAAUUAUUCUCGCACAGUUCUUUGAAAUUACCGACUUUCAAAUUUCUACCCAAAUCAAUCAGUCUGUGUAACGACGACUCAGUAUUUAAAGAAAAUUAUACCAAAUUCUGUGAUCGAAAUGCCAUUCAGAAACCUUCCCACCUUCAAGAGUCAUCAAAGACAGUAACCGGUUCCAGUACGACAACGACUACCACAACCUCCAGCCAGGAAGGAACCGAGGGUACAGCGCUGAUCGUGACCAAAACCACGAAAAGUAGCAAAACAUCGAACGACGGAACCAAAACCAUCACUGUUCGAAAGACGAUCGUUAAGCAGAAAAAGAUCGUUGAACAGGAGUGUGAAAACACGGAAAACUCGAGCAAGACCAAGCUUAAACCUCAACCAUCGACGGAUUCGUUAGCGACGGUCAAACGAACCAAGUUCCGUGUCAACCAAAUGAGCAGCCGUGACGUUCCGGUUGCGAUCAACAGCGUCGCGAAACGUUACCUCGAACAAAAUCGGCUAAUCACCAACACUGACAACUGCGCGGUACCCAAAAACGAUCAGCUGUUGAAAAAGUUUCACAAAGAUCACGUCGUUAUCCAGUCGGAAACGGAAACGACCAAAAAUCUGAAAAAUACCAUGAAAAUUCGUAGUCUUUCGGUAGAUUGGGAUGCCGUUGAAGCCGUCGAAAAUCGAUCGAUGAAAUCUAUUAACAACUUUCUCAAGCGUUCGACCGCCGCCAGUGCAAAUUCUGCGGUCAAACAGAUUCAGAAACAGAUGGAGGCUAAUAUUCACAAAUGAUCCGAUGGCACUCGACCAGGACCAGGGUUUCAAGACGGCUGCAGUUAUGGCGAUCGAUCCGAUCGCGCCCGUUGGAAAAGACUAGCCACCAAUGAAUCGCUUCUUGGAAGAUGCUGAGUGGUUUAGUUUAUCGCACCAAUUGUUGCUAAUCUACGCUUAAAUUCCAUAAUUCGCUGUUACAAUAUUAGGAACACACUUUCACGUUCUGUCAAUGGUUCACCAUUACAUAGUUUUGUGUCCAUCCUCUGUUCAGCUUUAUGUGUAUGUUUGUGUAUACGUAUUACUAGAUUCUACGUUAUCGUCAGAAUUUCGAGAAGGAAGGUUUUUUAUUCAUUCUUAAUUCUCAUCAUUGUCAUUUUUUUCUUCCAUCAAUUCGAUCUAAACGCUAUCUCAUUAUUUUGAGCUAAGCGAGUUAAUUUAUUUAAGUUUUAGAGCUUAACUCAAUAGAAAUCACUUGGGAAUGUAUAGAAGUACAAUUGUUAGUAGAAGCAAAUGGUGAGAUAGAAAAAAAGUGUAAGAAUCGUUAAAAACUUUGUUAGUGUUACUAUUUAAUAAGAACCACAGGAAACAGUUAAACUGAAAUGUAAAUAUUCAGAGUAUCAAUAUUUUAUUAAAAAUCGAUAAAAACAAA
Messenger RNA from Malaya genurostris, 3823 nucleotides. Its product is annotated as calcium/calmodulin-dependent protein kinase type II subunit gamma. The coding region runs from base 532 to 3192 and encodes 886 amino acids. Gene Ontology annotation, biological process: protein phosphorylation; intracellular signal transduction; positive regulation of apoptotic process. The record is from RefSeq and is a predicted model, not a curated record. The transcript has 10 exons. Gene Ontology annotation, molecular function: protein serine/threonine kinase activity; ATP binding. Lineage: Eukaryota; Metazoa; Arthropoda; Insecta; Diptera; Culicidae. Gene Ontology annotation, cellular component: nucleus.